GCACAGCACUGCCCUGGGCUUUGUUUCCAGCCGGCAAUGAGAGCUAGGUAACUCAGAGGGUUUGGGGACCCUGGGAGAGAGACACAACCUGGAGAGAGCCUCUUUACCAUUGGGCUGGAUUCUCAGACCUGCACAGAAGGCUGCCAGAAACGAACCUAAGUGUGUGUGUGUGUGUGUGAGUUUCAACAGUGUUUCUGUGUCAGUGGUGGGAACCAUGAGGACUGUCUGGUUCUUUGUGUUGGUGUGCUUGAGCCUGGCAGGCCUGGCCUGGGCCAAUAAAGGCCUGGAGUUCCCUCGCUACGACGGCAAGGACCGUGUGCUGGACAUCGACAACAAGAAUUACCGCAAAGCCCUGAAAGCCCAUCGCAUGCUGUGUCUACUGUACCACGCCCCUGCACCGGCCAGCAAGGAACUGUCAAAACAGUUCCAAAUGACCGAGCUUGUGCUGGAGCUGGCUGCUCAGGUCUUGGUGAACAAGGACAUCGGUUUUGGAAUGGUCGACUCUGAAAAGGAUGCCAAGGUCGCCAAGAAACUCGGUCUACAUGAAGAAGGAAGCGUGUAUAUCUUUAAGGCUGACCGCGUGAUUGAGUUUGAUGGACUGCUCUCUGCAGACACCCUGGUGGAGUUUCUGCUGGAUGUGUUGGAGGAUCCGGUCGAGGUCAUCGAUAAUAGCCUGGAGCUACAAGCCUUCGACCGCAUGGAAGAGGACAUCAGACUCAUUGGCUACUUCAAGAGUGUGAAGUCAGAACAUUUUCUGGCAUUCAAAGAAGCUGCUGAGCAGUUCCAGCCUUUUAUCAAGUUUUUUGCAACUUUUGAUAAAUCUGUCGCUAAGGAGUUGACUCUAAAGAUGAAUGAGGUGGACUUCUAUGAGCCCUUCAUGGAGGAACCUGUCAGUAUUCCAGACGGGCCCCAUACUGAGGACGAACUUGUAGCAUUUGUUACUGAGCACAGAAGGCCAACACUAAGAAAACUGAGAGCUGAGGAUAUGUUCGAAACUUGGGAGGACGACCUAGAUGGGAUCCACAUUGUUGCCUUUGCAGAAGAGGAGGACCCAGAUGGCUAUGAGUUUUUAGAGAUUCUGAAAGAGGUUGCCAGGGACAACACGCAGAACCCCGACCUGAGCAUUGUCUGGAUCGAUCCUGAUGACUUCCCUCUGCUAAUUCCAUACUGGGAAAAGACCUUUAAGGUUGACCUCUACCGGCCUCAGAUCGGAAUAGUUAAUGUCACAGAUGCUGACAGCCUGUGGAUGGAGAUGGACGGCAGUGAUAAUUUGCCCUCAGCUGAUGAGCUAGAAGACUGGAUAGAGGAUGUGCUUUCUGGGAAUGUCAACACUGAGGAUGAUGACGACGACGACGACGACGACGACGAUGACGAGGACGAUGAUGACAGUGACGAUGAGGAUGAGGACGAUGACGACGACGAGGAUGAUGACGACGAUGAUGAUGAUGAUGACGACGACGAUGAUGAGUGAACUUUGGAUUCUGUGGAACCAAAAUCUAAUUGCUCAGGGACAGCUAGAUCCUCUAUGAGCUCCUCCACGAAAACAUAAUUUUGGACAUUUUUUGUGCAUCAUCAGCAGUCAAUUUACAACGUCACAAAUGUGUAAAUGUGUUUUAUAAACAAAACUGAUUACAAAACAGCCUUAUAUGACAGUGGAAAGACCCAAUUUAUUUUAUACAUCUAUAUCUUGCUCUGCAGGAAAAACUGUUGAAAAUAUUCCAAAUUAAAUAUUAUGUGAAAUAA
This is a messenger RNA of Electrophorus electricus (electric eel), 1743 nucleotides long. It is a transcript of the gene casq2, whose product is annotated as calsequestrin 2. Gene Ontology annotation, cellular component: sarcoplasmic reticulum lumen; Z disc. The record is from RefSeq and is a predicted model, not a curated record. Gene Ontology annotation, biological process: regulation of cardiac muscle contraction by regulation of the release of sequestered calcium ion. Lineage: Eukaryota; Metazoa; Chordata; Actinopteri; Gymnotiformes; Gymnotidae. Gene Ontology annotation, molecular function: calcium ion binding.